AUGAAUUGGGAAGAGCUUGUUUAUAAAUUAAGUUAUCUUAAAAUAGAAAGAGACAAUUAAAUAGAAAAUCUAAGCUUAAAUUAGAAAAUUGCUGAGAAUCAAACUAAAAUAAAGAAUGACAUAUUUUAAGAUAGCAUAAAUCCAUUUAAUUACAUUGUACCUUUUGAAAAAGAAAGUAGUUCUUCAGAAAAUAUUGAUUUUUUGGAUGCAUAGCAAAACGAAUAAGAUAGUGAUGAAGAUGAUUAUUAGUAUGAUGAAGAUGAGGAGGAUGAAGAUGAUAAUGGAGAAGAAAAUGAAUAAUACUUUAAUUAGAUUAAAAUGAAUGAGAAUGCUAUAUUAAAUAACAAUUAAAAUGCUUAAAAUUAAAAGAUGAACAAAAUUCAAUUUUAAUGUUUUGAAGAUUUUGAUGAUAAAGAAAACGAUUACUGUAAUGAUUUAAAUAAAAAUGAAUUCAAUAAAAACUUUGAAAAAAACAGCGACUAUUACCCAACGUAAAAAAACCCAUUGGAGUAGAUAGAAUUUUAGGCAAAGCAGAAUAUCUAAUAUGCGUAUACUUAAAAACAAAAAAAUAACCAAAAUCAAGCAUAAAUUAUAAAGAAGGAAUAGAAUGAUACAUUAAAUUUAAAUUAGUUUAAUAUCAAAACAACUUUAGGAACUGGCUCUUUUGGCAGAGUUAAACUUGCUAAACUAAAAGGAAAUGAGAAGGAUGUAUUUGCUUUAAAAAUGAUGAAGAAAAUAGAAAUUGUUAAACUAAAAUAAGUAGAGCACAUCAAAUCUGAAAAAAAAAUACUAUCAUAAAUAAAACAUCCUUUCUUGGUAGAAUUGAAAGGAACAUUUUAGGAUGAAAUAUACAUAUAUAUGCUGUUUGAAUUUGUAAGUGGAGGGGAAAUAUUUUCUAGAUUGAGAAAAGAAGGGCGAUUUUCAAAUGACAUUUCACUCUUUUACAUUACUGAAAUUUACUUAGCUUUGUAGUAUUUACAUAGUUAGAAUAUUGUUUAUAGAGAUUUAAAACCAGAAAAUUUACUUAUUGAUAAGGAAGGACAUGUAAAAAUAGCUGAUUUUGGUUUUGCAAAGAUUAUGGAUUCAGCCAGAACAUAUACUCUUUGUGGUACGCCAGAGUAUUUAGCACCUGAAAUCAUAUAGGGUGCUAAGACAGGUUAUGGAAAAUCAGUUGACUGGUGGGCCUUAGGAGUUUUAAUUUUUGAAAUGCUUUCAGGUCACCCACCAUUUUACGAUUGUGAUCCGAUGGGAAUCUAUCAAAAAAUAGUUAAUUCUGUAAUUAACUUUCCUGAAUUCUUUUCUCUAAGAGCCAAAGAUUUGGUAAGAAAACUCUUGAAUCCAAACAUAGAGAGUAGAUUAGGAUGCUAAGACGAUGGAAAUUCUAUUAAAAAUCAUAAAUGGUUUAAGGGAGUGAAUUGGGAUAAAAUAUAUCAUAAACAAAUACCCUCACCUUGGAUACCUUAGCUAAAAUCAAUAGAUGAUGUAAGCUACUUUGAAAAAUACCCAGAAUCAAAGGAUAAAUAAGAAAACCCUACAAAAGAAAUCUAAAAACUAUUUGCUGAUUUUUGA
Tetrahymena thermophila SB210 is the source of this 1569-nucleotide messenger RNA. Its product is annotated as Serine/Threonine kinase domain protein. Gene Ontology annotation, molecular function: protein serine/threonine kinase activity; ATP binding. Gene Ontology annotation, biological process: protein phosphorylation. The transcript has 5 exons. Lineage: Eukaryota; Ciliophora; Oligohymenophorea; Hymenostomatida; Tetrahymenidae. The record is from RefSeq and is a predicted model, not a curated record.